This is a messenger RNA of Amphimedon queenslandica, 1301 nucleotides long. RefSeq names its product minor histocompatibility antigen H13-like. The record is from RefSeq and is a predicted model, not a curated record. The coding region runs from base 49 to 1227 and encodes 392 amino acids. Gene Ontology annotation, cellular component: lumenal side of endoplasmic reticulum membrane; cytoplasmic side of endoplasmic reticulum membrane; membrane. The transcript has 12 exons. Gene Ontology annotation, biological process: membrane protein proteolysis. NCBI's taxonomy places the organism in Eukaryota, Metazoa, Porifera, Demospongiae, Haplosclerida, Niphatidae. Gene Ontology annotation, molecular function: aspartic endopeptidase activity, intramembrane cleaving.
CAUUAAUAACCAGUGUUGACCACGCCCACGUUGCUCAAUCGCACCACAAUGGCUGACACUGAGUCUAUUGUCUACAAUGAAACUGAGAAUAACGAGAGCCUGGCCUCUAAUGUCUCGGGAAGAGAAGCAGCUUCGAGGGAAGGACUAGCUACGGCUUAUAUAUUCCUAUUCGCAAUGGCCCUGGUCCCUAUAUUUAUAGGCUCACUCCGUUCUGUUGUUUAUCAUUACAACUUAAAGAAAAAGGGAGAGCAGGCCGAGGAGCGUAUUCGUAUGAGAGAGGCGGCCAUGUUUCCGAUUUAUGCCAGCGUCGCAUUAUUCAGUCUUUACAUGAUCUUCAAGUAUCUCCCGAAGGAUCUAGUCAACAUGGUUUUAAAUAUGAUUUUCUUCAGCGUUGGUGUCACUGCUGUCACUAGGGCCUCAAGUGUUCUUGUUGAUUACUUAUUGAGUUUAGUCAAUGUUCUUAAUCUGUCUACAUACAUACUCCAGUUUCAAAAGAAAGGGAAGGACAAGCUUCUCAAUAUCUUCAAGUUUGAGUUCACAGUCAUUGAUGUUGGCCUAUGUGUACUAGCAGCAUUACUGGUUGCCUGGCAUUUCCUAACUAAAAAUUGGGUAUUGAAUAAUAUAAUGGGUGUGGCAUUCUGUUUUAAUGCAAUUGAGUUGAUAUCAUUAGAGAGUAUUCCUGUUGGCUGUACAUUACUUGGAGGUCUUUUCCUUUAUGAUAUAUUUUGGGUUUUUGGAACGGAUGUCAUGGUAACUGUAGCCAAAUCCUUUGACGCUCCAAUCAAACUGAUGGUUCCAUUGGAUCUUCCUGAAAAUGGAAUGGACGCUUCAAAUUUCGGGAUGCUUGGCCUAGGGGAUAUUGUUAUACCAGGACUUUUUAUUGCCCUCCUUUGUCGAUUUGAUUUUAACCACCACCCAUCAAAAUUUAGAGGUUACUUCUACACCAGUUUCAUAGCUUACAUCAUCGGUCUCGGGACCACCAUUGCCAUCAUGCACAUAUUCAAGGCGGCACAACCAGCUCUACUCUAUCUGGUACCAACUUGCGUUGGUCUACCUCUUGUACUGGCCUUGAUUAGAGGGGAACUUGGACCACUUUUUGCUUAUGAAGACUAUCCUUCAAAGAAGACUCCGACUGACUCAACAGCAGGAGAUGGCAUCAAUGGUAGCGAUGAAACUAUUCACAACGAUCCAAAUCAAGAUGACGGAGCAGCUGCUAAAAGAGAGUAACAUUUACAAACAUCUUUAAUUCUUUUUUCCCUCAGUUAGGCCUAUGAUUAUUAUUAUUAUUAUUAUUAUAUAGC